Molecule: messenger RNA, 9915 nt
Organism: Cotesia congregata
Lineage: Eukaryota; Metazoa; Arthropoda; Insecta; Hymenoptera; Braconidae
Source: the annotation of a GenBank genome assembly
AUGUCCACCAAAGUAAUCUUCACAAUAAUGUCUCUAUUCUCAACAAUUCUAAUAAUCGGUUGCGUGGUUACCUUUACACUAACCUCGAAAACACCCAAACAAUGGUGGAACAAUUCGUUCAUCUACCAGAUCUACCCGCGGAGCUUCAUGGACUCUGACGACGACGGAACUGGCGACCUCCCGGGAAUCUCCUCCAAAUUAGACCACAUCAAGGACCUAAACGUCUCAGCAAUUUGGAUAUCCCCAAUAUACUCCAGCCCGAUGGCAGAUUUCGGUUACGACAUCUCCAACUUCACCAACGUGGAUCCAAUCUUCGGAACCUUGGAAGACUUCACCAACCUGACGACCAAGGCCAAAUCCUUGGGUCUAAAGGUUUUGCUAGACUUUGUGCCGAACCAUUCAUCAGAUCAGCACCCGUGGUUCGUCUCCAGCAUCAAGAAGAUCAAACCAUUUGACGAUUACUACGUCUGGCUGGACGGAAAGCUGGUCAAUGGAAGCUACCAACCACCCAACAACUGGCUGAGUGUCUUUGGAGGCUCAGCUUGGGAGUGGAACCCCGUAAGACAGCAGUACUACCUGCACCAAUUCGCCAAAGCCCAGCCGGACUUGAAUUACACGAACCCUUUGGUUAGGUCAGAAAUGGAGAAGGUGUUGACCUUCUGGUUGGAUCAUGGUGCAGAUGGCUUCAGGAUGGACGCGGUUAACUAUCUGCUGGAGGAUCCGCUGUUCCAGGACGAGCCACUAAGCUCCAAAAGCACCCAGGUUCCAGAAGAUGACUACGAAAGCCUGGACCAUGUCUAUUCCAAGGAUCUGGAGGGUACUUUUGACGUUCUGAAGGCUUGGAGGAAGAUCAUUGACUCCCACAAGAAGGACAAGGAGCCUAAGUUGGUUCUUACUGAAGCUUAUGCUGAUCUGGAGAGCAUGAAGCGGUUCUAUGAAGCAGGCAGUGAUAUUCCAAUGAAUUUUGCGUUUAUUGAAAAGCUUAAUGGCAAUUCUACGACGAUGCAAUUCAAGAGAGCCAUUGAUGCUUGGCUAGGGAUGAUCCCUAAGGGUCAAGUUGCUAAUUGGGUCAUUGGCAAUCAUGACAAUCCAAGAGUUGCUGAUAGAUUUGGACCAGCUAGGGCUGAUUUCUUGACAAUGCUGACUGCAGUGCUUCCUGGAGUGGGUAUUGCGUAUUAUGGAGAUGAAAUUGGUAUGGUUGGCAGGGAAAUGACUUGGGAGGAGACUGUUGAUCCCGCUGGGUGCAAUGCUGGACAGGAAAGGUUUGGGUUGAAGUCCAGGGAUCCUGAACGGACUCCGUUCCAAUGGAGUGCGGAGAAAAAUGCUGGGUUCUCCGGGGCUAAUACAACUUGGCUGCCGGUUAAUGAUAAUUUUGAGGAGGUUAACUUGGCGAAGCAGAAAGUCGAGGGGGAGAGUCAUUAUAAGGUUUUUAAGAAGAUGGUCGAGUUGAAAAGAAAUUCAGUGGUGGUUGGUGGGAGUGUAGAGGUUAUUUUGGUGACAGAAGAUGUUCUUGGAGUGGUCAGAAGGGUUGAUGCCGGAAAUCCGGUGGUUUUAUUAGCGAAUUUUAAAAAUGAAACGGUGGUUAUUGAUGCUAGGACCUGGAUGAAUAUUCCGGAGAAUUUAAGUGUUUUUGAGGCUAGUGUUGGAGCGGGAAUUCCUUCUGGGGUUAUUAUGGAUACUACGGAGGUUUAUUUGCCUGCUGAAGCUACUGUUUUAUUCUUACUCCUAACCUUAGUCUCCGCCCAGGAGCCGUCAAAAUGGUGGAAGAAUUCGUUUAUCUACCAAAUCUAUCCACGUAGUUUUAAGGACAGCAACGGUGACGGAGUGGGUGACCUAAAAGGGAUCACCUCAAAAAUGGACCAUUUGGCGCGCUUGGGUGUCUCUGGGUUCUGGAUUUCCCCAGUGUGCGAAAGCCCGAUGGUAGAUUUCGGGUACGACAUCUCCAACUUCACCAACAUCGAUCCAGUAUUCGGAAAUUUGAAGGACAUGGAAGAUCUUAUCAAGGCGGCCCACACAAGGGACCUCAAGGUGAUCCUGGACUUCGUGCCCAACCACUCAUCGGACAAGCACCCGUGGUUCCAAAAAAGCAUCCAGAAGAUCAAACCUUACGACGAAUACUACAUCUGGAAGGACGCCAAAAUUGUAAACGGAACCCGUAAGCCACCCAAUAAUUGGUUGAGUGUCUUCCAUGGGUCGGCGUGGACCUGGAACGACGUCAGGAAGCAGUACUACUUCAGGCAGUUCACUCCCCAACAGCCGGACCUGAAUUACCGUAAUGCCGCGGUUAGGAAGGAAAUGGAGGACGUCCUGGUCUUCUGGACCAUGCGUGGUAUCGAUGGGUUCCGGGUGGACGCAAUCAUCCACGCUUAUGAAGACUCCAGAAUGCUAGACGAGCCGGUGAUUCCUAAUUCUGGCUACCCUGCGGACAAUUGGAAUUCCCUGAACCAUAUUUACACUCGAAAUCAAAACGAGACUUAUGAUUUGGUGGCGAGUUGGAGGAAAGUUCUGGAUGGGCAGCCGGGUGGUAAGAAGAUUCUAAUGACUGAAAGCUACACUGGGCUUGGUGAUCAAUUGGAUAAUUCUAUGCGUUACUAUAAAGCUGGAUCUGAUGUUGCUUUUAACUUUAUGUUCCUUGGAACCUUGAACAAUAAAUCAACACCUCUAGAUUUCAAGAAAGCAAUUGAUUCUUGGAUGAAUUACCUUCCUGAAGGGCAGGAGGCCAAUUGGGUGAUUGAUAAUCAUGACAACAACAGGGUUAACACAAGAUUCGGUGGUGCUAGGAAGGACCAGAUUAUUAUGCUAACUGCUAUGCUACCUGGAGUUGGUGUUAUGUACUAUGGAAAUGAAAUUGGCAUGGAUGACACCUGGUUGUCGUAUAAGGAAACUGUUGACCCGGUUGGAUGCAAUGCAGGACCUCAGAAGUAUAAUUUGACAUCCAGAGAUCCUGCUAGGACUCCAAUGCAGUGGGACAAUUCGACCAAUGCUGGGUUCUCAAGUAAUAAGACUACUUGGCUUAGGGUCAAUCCUAAUUAUCAAAGCAUCAACUUGGUAAGUGAGCAGAAUGACUUUAGAUCGCACUUUUCUAUCUUUAUCAAGAUGAUGGCAUUGAAGAAGUCCGGGAGGUUGGUUAAUUCGACGACUGAGACGGUGGUGAUUGAAAACAAGGCUUUGGGAAUUGUUAGGCGACCGGUUGGUUCAGGAAGGAUCUAUGCUAUGGUGAUCAAUUUUGACAACAAGCCGGUGAAGUUGGAUGCUGCUGCUUGGAUGAAUAUCCCGGAGAAUAUGAGGAUCUUGGUGACUAAUCGGGACUGGAAGACUUUCAGUUGGUACCCUGUUAAGACUACUGCUUUGGAGAUGCCUGCUUAUGGCUCUAUUAUCUACCCCCGAAGUUUCAAAGACAGCAACGGCGACGGUAUCGGCGACCUUAACGGAGUCCUCCAAAAGAUCGACCACUUCGCUGACAUGAAUGUCAGCGCCCUAUGGUUCUCGCCAAUCUUCAAAUCCCCCAUGGCAGACUACGGCUACGACAUCUCCAACUUCACGGACAUCGACCCACUCUUCGGCUCACUAUCAGACUUCAAAAACAUAACUGCAGCAGCGCACAAACGAGGUCUCAAGGUAAUCCUCGACUGGGUACCCAACCAUUCUUCGGACGAGCACCCGUGGUUCAACAAAUCCAUCAACCGGAUCAAGCCCUACGACGACUACUACAUCUGGCGGGACGCCAAAAUCGUCAACGGAACACGCCAACCACCCAACAAUUGGUUGAGUAUCUUCUUGGGCUCAGCUUGGACCUGGAACGACGUCAGGAAGCAGUACUACCUCCACCAGUUCCUGGACAAGCAGCCGGACUUGAAUUUCCGCAAUGCAGACUUGAGGAAAGAAAUGGAGGACGCUUUGAUCUUCUGGGCGAACAAUGGUGCUGAUGGCUUCAGAAUUGACUCGAUGAUCUUCAUGUACGAGGAUUCUCAGUUCCGUGAUGAACCCUUGAUCCCCAACACUGGAAAACCUGCUGAUGAUCCAGCAACCUUGGACCACAUCUACACUCAAAAUCAACCUGAAGGCUACGACCUGCUCAAAACCUGGAGGAACAAGCUUGAUGCUAUCGGAGGCAACCAGAGGAAGUUCAUCAUCAUGACUGAAGCCUACACAACCCUUCCUCUCACCGUCAAGUACUAUAAAUACGGCGCUAAUGUCCCUUUUAACUUUAUGUUUGUAACAGGACUCAACAACAAAUCCUCCGCCCUGGAUUUCAAGCGUAGCAUCGACGGCUGGCUGAACAACGUCCCCGAGGGUGACUACGUCGCCAAUUGGGUGGUAGACAACCACGACAACCAGCGAGUCGCCAACCGCUUUGGACCGCAACGAGCUGACCAGUUAACAAUGCUUGCUGCUGUGCUUCCAGGUGUUGGAGUCGUCUUCAACGGCGACGAAAUUGGCAUGAUUGGCGCCAACAUCUCCUGGGCGGAGACCGUUGAUCCCCAAGCUUGCCUAGCUGGUCCCGAUCGCUACCUAAGUGUCACCAGAGAUCCUGAAAGGACUCCCUUCCAGUGGGACAACUCCACCAGCGCUGGGUUCUCCAGCAGUAACAAAACCUGGCUGCCAGUCAAUUCUAACUACAAGACCCUAAACUUAGCCAAUCAAAAGAACGACGCUGAUUCUCACUAUGGCAUCUUUAAACGUCUAGUUGCUUUGAAAUCCAAGGAAGUUGUCAAGAAGGGAGAGACUGAAGUCAUUCUGGCUACUGAAAACGUCCUUAGUGUCAUCAGGAGGCUCCCUAAUCAAAACCCAGUUGUCUUGCUGGUCAAUUUUAAGACUACCAAUGUCACCAUUGAUGCUGCUGGUUGGUUGAACAUCCCUAGUAACUUGACGGUUUAUGCUGCUAGCGUUGGAUCCAACAUCAAGACUGGGUCCAAGGUUGAUACCUCCAAUUUCAAUCUUCCUGGUGCUGCUUCUAUGCGUCGCGUGUUGGUUCUAUUCCUGCUGAUUGCCAGCGAUUCGUUGGCUCAAAAUUCAGAAUGGUGGAGAGACACCUUCGUUUACCAAAUCUACCCGCGAAGUUUCAAAGACAGCAACGGUGACGGGAUUGGUGACCUAAAUGGAAUCACCUCCAAGUUAGAUCACCUCGCAGAUUUAGGAAUCAGCGCACUCUGGCUGUCACCAAUUUACACCAGCCCUAUGGUAGAUUUCGGCUACGACAUCGCCAACUUCACCAACAUCGACAGUAUCUUCGGAACACUUGCUGACUUCUCAAAACUGGUCACCAAAGCCAAAAGCCUGAAUCUCAAAGUAGUUCUAGACUUUGUUCCCAACCAUUCUUCAGACAAGCACGCCUGGUUUCCUAAAAGCAUCCAGAAGGUCAAGCCCUACGACGAGUACUACGUCUGGCGGGACGCCAAGAUGGUAAACGGAACCCGCCAGCCGCCCAAUAACUGGCUGAGCGCCUUCCAAGGUUCUGCUUGGGAAUGGAACAACGUCAGGAAGCAGUACUACCUCCACCAAUUCGCCGCAGGACAACCUGAUCUUAACUACAGAAGCUCAGCUCUUCAAGAAGAGAUGAAGAACGUUCUCCGCUUUUGGCUGAAGCUUGGCGUCGACGGAAUUCGAAUUGACACCAUCCCCAAUUUGAUUGAAGACUCUAGAUUCCUUGAUGAGCCCAAGAUACCCAAUACUGGUCUUCCAGAAACUGAUCCUGGGACUCUUCAGCACAUCUACACAGCAAACCAAGACCAGACCUACGACAUUUUGAAAUCCUGGAGAGAUGUGUUAGAUUCCAGCAAUGGGACCAAGAAAAUCAUCUUGACAGAAGCUUGGACCAGUUUGCCUUUGACAAUGAAGUACUACACCUACGGAUCCAACGUCCCGUUCAAUUUCAUGUUCAUCAACCAGCUGGGUAACUACUCGACGCCUUUAGAUUUCAAACGGAUCAUUGACCAAUAUAUAAACAGCAUCCCCAGUGGUCAGCAAGCCAAUUGGGUGGUUGGUAAUCACGACAGUCACAGAUCUGGUUCAAGGUUCGGCGAGCAGCGAGCCAACCAGAUUCCGAUGCUAGCAGCAGUCCUUCCAGGAGUUGGUGUUAUUUACAACGGAGAUGAGAUUGGUAUGAUUGACAGACAACUAACCUGGGCUGAAACUGUUGAUCCUGCUGGAUGCAACGCUGGACCUGGAAGGUACAAUGUCACAUCAAGAGAUCCUGAACGGACUCCCUUCCAGUGGGACGCUACCAAGAAUGCUGGGUUCACUUCAGGCAACAAAACCUGGCUGCCAGUUCAUCCUAAUUACAAGACAUUGAAUCUGGCUGCGCAGAAGGGAGUCAGUACGUCGCACUACGGGGUUACCAAGCAGCUGGUGCUGCUGAAAAAGGACCUGAUUAUCAGAACUGGGUCCACCCAAUUGGUGGUUAUUGGAAAUGAAGCUCUAGGAGUGGUUAGAAGAUUGGAUUUCUCCAGGACGGUGGUUUUGCUGAUCAACUUCACUGAAAAGCAGCUUAAGGUUGAUGCUAGCAGCUGGCUGAACAUUCCUGAGGUCAUGAGUGUCUAUGUUGCUUCAGUAGGAUCCAAGAUUACAUCAGGGUCUCGGGUUAAUACUGCUGCUAUUAAUUUGCCAGCUGCAGCGUCUAUUAUUCUUAAUAAGAUAAAAGGAGAAUCAUUAAGGCUUCCCAAGACAGUUUCCAAGAUGCAAGGACUGGUGAUCGUGUUCUUAAUCUUGUCACUUGGGUGUCUUGAGCCCGCGUCAGCCCAAAAUGGUUCGACAAGUGGUGACUGGUGGAGAGACACCUUCAUCUACCAGAUCUAUCCCCGUAGCUUCAAGGACAGCAACGGUGACGGAGUCGGAGAUCUGAAUGGUAUCACCUCCAAGCUGGAUCAUCUAGCAGACUUGGGUGUAAGCGCGGUCUGGCUGUCACCGAUUUACGCCAGCCCUAUGGUAGACUUCGGAUACGACAUCUCCAAUUUCACAGCAGUGGAUCCAACCUUCGGAACGUUGGCUGACUUUACGCGUCUUGUCACAAGAGCAAAAUCACUCAAGCUUAAAGUAAUCCUGGACUUUGUUCCUAACCACAGCUCAGACAAGCACCCGUGGUUCCUCAAGAGCGUCCAGAAAGUCAAGCCCUACGACGACUACUACAUCUGGCGGGACGCCAAAAUGGUCAACGGAACGCGUCAGCCACCCAACAAUUGGCUAAGCCAGUUCCAGGGUUCAGCUUGGGAGUGGAACAACCAACGAAAGCAGUACUAUUACCACCAAUUCACCGUCAGCCAACCUGAUUUCAACUACUCCAGCUCAGCUCUUCAACAAGAAAUGAAGAACAUCCUCCGCUUCUGGGUGAACCUCGGCGCAGACGGCUUUCGCGUCUCCGCAGCCAAUUACCUAAUUGAAGACUCUAGAUACCUAGACGAACCCAAGAGCUGGAAAGCUCCCUUUCUUCCAGCUGGUGAUCCUGAUUCCUUAAAUCACAUCUACACAGCAGAUCGCGACCAAUCCUACGAUAUUCUCCAAACCUGGAGGAAGUUUCUGGAUUCUCUCAACGGAACCCGCAAGCUGCUCAUCACUGAAGCUUACACCACUCCCUACUUCACCAUGAAGUUCUACCAAUACGGUUCCAACUUUCCCUUCAACUUUCACUUAAUUCGCAACAUCUGGAAGAGUUCUGGAGCUUUAGGCUUCAAGAGAAUCCUUAAUGACUACUUCAACGAGCUCCCAGCUGGAGCGAUUCCCAAUUGGGUGACUGGUAACCACGACAAUCAUCGAAUUGGCUCCAAACUUUACACUGCCUGGAUCGACCACAUCAAUAUGAUGGCUGGGGUGCUUCCCGGAGUGGGUGUUGUCUACAACGGCGAUGAAAUAGGCAUGGUUGAACGCCCAAUGACCUUCAAUGAGACUCUAGACCCAGCGGGAAUCAACGCUGGUGCUCUUUAUAGGCUCAAAUCACGGGAUCCAUCAAGGACGCCUUUCCAGUGGGAUAGUUCCACCAGCUCAGGGUUCUCCAGCAGCAACAGGACCUGGCUGCCAGUCAAUUCAAACUACAAGACUUUGAACCUGGCUAUCCAGAAGAAUCAGACCUAUUCUCAUUACUGGGUGAUGAAGAAGGUCAUCGCGUUGAAGCAGUUUCCAGUUAUCAAGAAUGGCACAACUGAAGUUGUUAUCAUCAACUUUCCGUGCUUGGCUAUUGUCCGUCGUUUGCAGAAUCAGGUGGCUGUUUUACUGAUGAAUGUCCACAAAACAGCAGUACGUCAUGAUAUCGCGGCUUUUAUCAACGUUCCUGAUAAAAUGACGGUCUAUGCUGCUAAUUCAUUGGCCAAUAUUUCAAUAAAUUCAGCCGCUGAUUUAACGGACUUAACGAUUGGUGGAUUUGGAGCGGUUGUUCUCAUAAAAGGAGAAUCAUCAAGGCUUCCCAAGACAGUUUCCACGAUGCAAGGACUGGUGAUCGUGUCGUUAAUCUUGUCACUUGGGUGUCUUGAGCCCGCGUCAGCCCAAAAUGGUUCCACAAGUGGUGAAUGGUGGAGAGACACCUUCAUCUACCAGGUCUACCCCCGUAGCUUCAAGGACAGCAACGGUGACGGAGUCGGAGAUCUGAAUGGUAUCACCUCCAAGCUGGAUCAUCUAGCAGACUUGGGUGUAAGCGCGGUCUGGCUGUCACCGAUUUACGCCAGCCCUAUGGUAGACUUCGGAUACGACAUCUCCAAUUUCACAGCAGUGGAUCCAACCUUCGGAACGUUGGCUGACUUUACGCGUCUUGUCACAAGAGCAAAAUCACUCAAGCUUAAAGUAAUCCUGGACUUUGUUCCUAACCACAGCUCAGAUAAGCACCCGUGGUUCCUCAAAAGCGUCCAGAAGGUCAAGCCCUACGACGAGUACUACAUUUGGCGGGACGCCAAAAUGGUCAACGGAACGCGUCAGCCACCCAACAAUUGGCUAAGCGAGUUCCAGGGUUCAGCUUGGGAAUGGAACAACCAACGAAAGCAGUACUACUACCACGAAUUCACCGUCGGCCAACCUGACCUCAACUACCGUAGCUCAGCUCUUCAAGAAGAAAUGAAGAACGUCUUCCGUUUCUGGCUGAACCUCGGCGUGGACGGGUUUCGCGUCGACGCUAUCAACUUCCUGGUCGAAGACUCCAGAUUUCUAGACGAACCCAAGAUCCCCAACACCGGAUUCGCCGACACCGACCCACGAACUCUUCGCCACAUCUACACUUCAGACCAAAACGAGACCUACCAAGUAGUUCUUUCCUGGCGCCAAUUGAUCGACUCUUACAACGGCACCCGCAAACUCCUCCUAACCGAGGCUUACACCACUCCAGCUUACACCGCCAAGUACUUCCAAUACGGCUCCAACAUCCCGUUCAACUUCAUCUUCCUCCGGAACAUCACCAGCCCUUCCAAACCUCUAGACUAUAAACGCGCCAUCGACCGCUUCAUCAACCUGGUUCCUCCUGGGUCCACUCCCAACUGGGUAACAGGUAACCACGACAACUCCAGAGUCGCCUCCAGAUUCGGUCCUCACAGAGCCGACCAGAUCACCAUGAUCACCGCGGUUCUCCCUGGAGUAGCUAUCAUCUACAACGGCGACGAAUUGGGAAUGAUUGACCGCCCAAUGUCCUGGAAGGAAACCAUCGACCCAGCGGGCUGCAAUGCUGGACCUAGCAGGUACAACCUCACUUCCAGGGACCCUGCAAGGACACCUUUCCAGUGGGACGCUACCAAGAACGCUGGACGGCUUCCUAAUCAGAAUCCUGUUGUCCUGGUGGUGAAUCUUUACAACCAUUCAAUGCACGCUGAUGUUGGUACAUUCAUGAACAUCCCCAAGACCAUGACCGUCUAUGUUGCCAACGCUGCUGCUAAAUUAUCAGCUGGAACCAAAAUUGAUACCUCGUUUUUGCAGCUUCAGGGUAACGCUUCUGUAAUUCUUGUUUGA